GGAGACGUGCGGCACAGAAGAGACUUUGAAUCACCUAGAAAGCCAAACAACGUAAAAUGAAAUAUCUCAUCUUUUUCGUUUUGUCGGUUUCCUGUUUUCCUUUGGGUAAGUGAAUUUGUAUAUUGAAGGGGUGGUUUUAAGAUCUAAAGCACUUCACAUUAAACUAAACUUUUAUUUGCUUUCCUGACUAUAUAGUUUGAAGUAAAUAGAAGUUUUAAUUUUCGAAUAGAAGUGAUUGAUACACUUCCUUUUGCAGAAAUAGUAUGUGCAUUUAAUAUUGAAACGUGUUUUAGCCCCAUUAGUUUUAAUUUGAUAAAUAUUUUAUAGAUAAUCAAGCUCCCUAAUCAGCUAAACCCAGUGGCCAGCUUAGGGAGGGUGGGGUGGAUGAAGAGAUCACCCAGGGUAGCACUUUAGAGGUGGCAGCAAAUCAUAAUCCUAUUUAAAUAUACUUCUGGAAUUUAAAAAAAAAAUGCAUUUGUUUUUUUUGUUGAAAUACUUGCUGCAUAAUUAUUUUGAUUAUUAAUUAUUUAUCAUUGUUCGUCUUGUCUUGACGAACUUGAAAGUUCAACGUGAUAACUAAAUGAAUUUAAAAAAAUAAAAUCCAUUCAAAAAUAAUAGCAAUCCACACAAUGUUCGUGCUCUUCAAUUGUAAAAAAAAGCCUUUAUUUUUGGGCCGAAAAACAAACUUUAAUUUUGAACAGUUCUACACGUCAUAAUCUGUUUAAUUCCCACCAAUUACUGAUUUAAAAGAUGCUGCUUCAGCAGUAAAAUUGAAUGGUGACCCCUGCUUUACAUUAAAUUGGUGCCCCAAUAUUGUGGCCCAACAUUGCCAUUUACUACCCUGUUGCUGAAAUUUCUUUAGAGAAACAUAAGAAAAUAAGAUUAUCACAUUAUCUUUAAGUGUGGUUUUUGCUUCUAAUUUUUCUUUUGGAACGAAUCUGGAACUAAUUUUCAAAUUACCCUUAUAGUUUAACCCUCAGAUUUUCGCAAACCUUAUGAAAUGAACUUUUAAUUAUUUUUUUAAAGCUCCAGCAACCAGUAGAAAUUUAGAGGUGUUGAUCAAAUUGGUCGUAAGUAUUGUAAUAAUAGGAUUUAAACAGAGAAAGUGCGAUGUAAAGGAAAUGUAAUGCAAUUAAUAUAUACAUACUUUGGAUAGCUGGUCAAUUUCUUUAAGUGAACGCCUGGUCAAUAUGGGGCUACACUGAAAUGGAAACGUUAAAAUUUAACAGGCAUCCUUUCUUGGCUGUUCGUAGCUAAAUACAAUAAUAUGUUGAAACCUGAGCAGCGUUUUAUAAGUGCAAGGCAUCACCUAAAAUUAGAUUCGGAAGUCUUGAGGAGGUGUCACCAUGAGCUCAUCACACACGAUUGCACCAACAUUAAUGACUCCUCUGACUGCGUGUAAUGUUGCAGCGUCUGUCUUUUCAAGUUAAAAAAAUUCAAUGUCAAUCGUAGACUUUUCCCAUAGGUUGUGUUUUUUCUGACUAAAAACAAACGUUGCCAACUCAAUAAUAAAUUAUACUCCAGACUAAUAACUCAAUCUGACAAAUCAUAACGGACAAAAACAUAUUUUACAGACUCGAGUUUUAUUUUAAUUUCGUAUUAAUAAUGAGCUAAAAGCAAAUAAAUAUCCGAGGCGUAUGAUUAUAUCUCAAUUAUGCAUACAUAUCUAUUUAAUGUGACAUUGUCACUAUGUCUAGUGAUACUGUAUUGCCUGGUAAUCGCAUCAGCUUUUAAAUUCUGUUGCUUCUAUUCAUACAAUCUUAAAACAAACAAUAUUAAAAAGCUUAACAUACUGGGCUUUUAAUUUUCCAAAGCCGUAAGAAAAUUACUUAUUUUUACAGGCGUCCUAACGUAUAUGGAAUAUUAUUUUAUAUAAAAUCUUUACUGACUGACUGUAACUGUAUCAAUGGUUGGCAACUCUUCUUUGGGCUGAAGCUGAGAAAAUUGUUCAUGUAUGCAAACCUGUUUUUGCCUUACAAUUCAUUAAAAAAAAUUUGUAAAUAUUACCAAGAAAAUAUACUAACAACUUGACGAGAGGAUACAAAUUUGGGUUCUUUGCACCAGGCGGCAUUUAGACAAGUAUGACACUGAUUAAACCUUCUCAUAACCUAACCACAUCAUUUAUAAAUCACAGGUUUACAAUUAUUUGAGUAUAUUUUAUUAGAAAUCGAACAGAAAUGUAUCAUCAAUCAAUUAUUGAAAUUAUCUGUGCCUAAAAUAUAAAUACAAUUUUCAAGCUGUUUAAUUUUUUUUGGAAGAUGUGGUUUAUGACAUUUCUGUGAUGUUUUCGAUACGAAAUAAAUGCAUAUUUACAUGGCAGUGUGCCACCUAUGGGUAAAGGAGCACGCUCCUGUGUUUUUGUUUAUCCCAUCACAGUCACUGAACUGGGGCAUGUUUGUCCCACAUUUGAACGAUAAAUCAUGACACUGACGUAAGGUUUCCCCGUGUGAUACAUAAGGUAGUUUAUUCAACCCGUGAGAAUGUGAACUGAUACCUGGAGUCGGCUGCAUGUAGUUUGAUAUUGGACUGUCUGUUCGAAAUGAUUGUCCCAGACAUUUAGGCUAAUCAAUAAAGAAAUAGUUCUCAAGACUUGCAUGUCCUUGUUUAUAUAUUUAAACAGUCAGCCCGCCAACAACCAGAUACAUGUAGUUUUGUGGGGAGGUGGGGGAGGUUGGGGGUUGGUUAGGGCUAUCGGAAGAGUUCACACAAAUAUAUACAUUCAGAGCUUGACCCUUGAUUGCAAUGCACCCUAAGCAUUUCUAAAUUCACUAUUUCCUUCACACGAAUACAAUGCAGUUCCUUAAAUAUUAGUUUAAUUGUAUUUACUUGUUCAGUUCAUUGAUGUAUCUCCGUCUUUAUAGGAUUAUCCAAAACAUGAUUUAAAAAAAAAAAUUUUUUUUUGUUGAGUUAUGUUUUGUAUUUUCGGCUGAAAAUGGCCAAUAGCCAAAUCAUCUUUUAAUCAUUCUGUCUUUUCAUUUCAAGCCUAAAUAUAGCUUCUUCCUCUAUUUUAUACAUGGCUGUAGGGAGAGUGACGGAGGGAACUAUUUACUUCCGGGAAGGGCAUUUCAUUUUAUUUUUUAUCUAUUUCAUUUUCUUUUAACUUAAAAAAAUAAAUAAUUCGGGAUUGGGAUUAUGAAAGACUGCAAUGUGCCAACUUGUUAACAUAGAUUGAAAAGAAAAUGGUCGCAAAAACCCAUAAAAAAAAACCCUGUAACAAUCGGUAUUUAGCAUACUUAUUUAUCACAAUUUUUUUUUUUUAAUUUCAUUAAUCAUAAAAAUAAACUGACUAUAAGUUUUUAUUUUUUGGGGUAAAUUUUUACGACUAUAAUUUCCUUUAUUAAGAAAAACAUAAAUCGGAAACUGGUUAAAAAGUCAUUGCCAUUCUUGGCUUAUAACAUGAGUCACUUUUACUAAUACUGAAAUUAAAUUUAUUGACAAAGUAUUAACUGAUUAAUUUCUUUUCAAUAAGCUUCAGCGGAAGGAAAAGGUUGCCAGUCAAAUACAGAGUGCCCAACACCUGAGUACACAGGCACAUGCCCCACCGAAAAGUUCUGUAUAUGCAGUGCAGGUUAUCGGUUAAACACAGCUAAAACAGCUUGUGAAAAAAGUAAGAUCUGAUUAUCACAAAAUUUUGUCAAAAUAUUCUUCUAUAUUAUAAUUCCUGUAAUAUUUAUAUUAAUGGCAAAUAAUAUACUAUUUAUUCUUUUCAGAAAACAUGUUUAAUACAAUAUACAUUUAAAAGAGAUAUAUGCUUUAAAUAUUUAUUGAUUUCAUAAACAUUACAGCCUUAUAUUAAUACAAUUAGUCAAAACAAUAAAAGAAAGAAAAAAAUUGGUAGCUGCAAACACAACGCUUGUCCACUACUCUUACUAAUUGAUGUAUCAUUCAUGCAACAACACAAAAGUAAAACUUUACGACGUUCACUACAAGGAAACGAAUCAUAAAAUAUAGUGAAUGUAUAAAUUAUACGUUCAUUAUUUACAUCAUGCAAUAAAAUAGAAAAUCGAUGUAAAAUACGCUCAAUGACAUUAAAAAUCAUGAACGUAUUUCUAUAUUUUAAUAUUCAUAUAAUGCAAAGUUGUAGACAUAAAAUCUUUAAACAAAAAACAUUAAACAAUAUGAGGUAAAGAGCCCCCCUGUUGUCUUUUACUCUUAUGCCUGUUAUGACUUCUCUCCCACUAUGUUCCUGUUUUGGUAGACUAUCUAACUAUUCAUUGCAUAAUAUAUAACUUCAACUUUGACACAUAGUGGCUGAGAUUUUCUAUGUUUAAAGCUAAAUAAAAAUAAUUUACUAAUAAAUUCAGGUAAUGCAAUUAUAUUUAUUUUCACUCUUGCCUAAUAAUGACUUUUGAAAUUUCGCCCACCACUGCUAUCUCUUUCAUGAAUCUGGUGUGUAGUCUUGCAUCAAAUUUUAAAUUGUGUUCGCUUGGGUAACUCUAGAACUCUGCAUACAAAUAUAUGGCGCUUCAUGAUCCAUCCAUCCCUGUGACGCUACAGCCCAUGUAGGGCUUUGUCCUGCCUCACCACUUCCUUCCGCUCAGACCUAACUAAUGCCUUUCUUUUCCAUGCUUGGACUUUCAGCUGUUGUAGAUCUUUUUUUUAUCAUAAUCUACCCAUCUAAGCCUAGGUCUUGCCUUUGAGCCUUUUUCCUCUGGGGUAUUGGUGAUGUACCCUCUUCGUUCCUCUGUCAUUUGGCAUUCUCUCUAGGUGUCCUGCCCAGCGUAGCCUGCCUAUUUUUUUCUGCCACUAUCGUGGGAUCGUGAUAUAUACUGUAUAAUUCCUGGUCAGUUCGUAUUCUCCAUCCAUUUUCAUCCUUUGGUGGCCCAUAUAUUUUCCUGAGAACUUUCCUCUCCCAUGUGUUUAAUAGGUUUUCUGCUGCUUUUGUUAGAGUCCAGGUUUCACUUGCAUAUGUUACAACUGGUCUGAUCAGUGUUUUAUAAAUAGUUUUCUUUGUUUCUCUUGUAAUAAUUUUAAUUUUGAGUAUUUUCUGACUGCUGAAGUAUGCCCCGUUUCCGGCUGAUAUUCUUUCUUUUAUUUCCGUUAGUAAUUCGUUUCUUUCACUUAAAAAUGAUCCUAGGUAUUUGAAUUGAUUUACUUUUUCAAAAGUUUGGUUUCUAAUUUUAAUUGUUUCAUCUGUUUGUUACUCUCUUAUCAUGGUCAUGUAUUUUGUUUUUUGGUUGUUAACUUCCAGCCCUGCUUGUAAAGAUGCGUCUUCUAAUUCAAUAAAGGAUUUUGAUAUGUCUUUUAUAAUUUUUCCCUAGAAGUGCUAUGUCAUCAGUAUAUGCAAGAUAAUGAAGAGGUUGGUGGUAGAGUGUGCCCGUUAGUUGUGGGUCUUGAGUUUCCCUCAGAAAGUAUCCUGUUAUCGUUCCUCGAGUGCCAAUGUGUAUGUUUCUAAUAAUUCGCACUAAUGUUAGGUUAAAGAGUAUACAAUUUCUAAUAUGAAAUUCCCUUGAAUAUUCUCCUUGAAUCUUGAUUUUGCUUUUUGAGUUGUUUAGUGGUACAUGUAUUAGCCUUGUCAGUUUGUUGGGUAUUCCAAACUCCUGCAGAUUCUCAUAUAAAUAGUUUCUUUUUUUGCUGUCAUAGGCCAUUUUAUAGUCAACAUAGAGUUGAUGUACUGGUAUAUUAAAUUCAUAGCAUUUCUCAAAUAGACAUUUGAUGGUGAAAAUCUGAUCAGUCAUUGAUCUGUUAGGCCUGAAUCCACAUUGGCAAUCACCUAGUAUUUCUUCAGUCCAAGGUUGUAGCCUUUUGGCAAUAAGCUUCGUAAGUAUUUUGUAUGUAACAUUUAAUAGGGAGAUUGCUCUGUAGUUUGUGCACUGAAGUUCGGGGCCUUUCUUAUGUAUUGGGGUUAUUAAUGCUGUUUCCCAUUCUGUUGGGAUUUUCUCUUCUUGCCAAAUUUUAGUUAUAAGUUUCUGUAUCUGAUUGUGUAGUUCUUUUCCUCCAUAUUUAAUCAGUUCUGCUGUGAUAAGGUCUUGUUCGGGGGCUUUGUGAUUUUUUCACGUAAAUAAAUACCUCUUUGGUUUCUUCUAGGGUUGGGCACUGUAUAAAAGGGUCUGGUACUCCCUGUUGGAGUUGAAAAUCUUCUUCUUGUCUAUUGUCUGCAUUUAGUAUGUUCUCAAAAUAUUCAGCCCACCUCUCCCGUUCUUUACUAUUUUCCUUGAUUAAUUCUCCAUUGUGGCUCUCACACAUUUGCGGUCAGUCUUGGUAUCCAUUCUUUUCAUCUUUUAUCUUCAUGUACAUUCCUCUUAUAUUUCCCUUCCUUGAUAAAUCUUCUAUUUCCUUUAAUUUAUCCUUUUCCCAUUCUAUCUUUUUCUUCCUACACAUUUUUGUUGAUUUCCCUCUGGCUUCCUUGUAUAUUUGUGUUGUUUUUCUGGUUUCCCUUUGUAACAUGGUCUUUCGUGCUUUGUUUCUUUCUUCAACAGUCUCUCUGCAUUCAUUGUCGUACCAGCCUAUUCUAUUGUUGGCUUACUGAAAUCUCACUACUUUACUGCUGAUCUUUUAAUGUCAUUUUUAAUCUUAUCCCACUGAUCAUUUAUGUUGUUUUCCCAGUUUAUUUCCUGGUGCGAUGCUUUUAAUUGUGCUUCUACUUCAUUCUGGUAAGCUUUUGCAGUUAACUGGUCUUUGGGCAGCUUUUGGUAAUCGUAUCGUUUCUCUCUUUGAUUACGACCAUUGUAAACUAAUCUUAUCCUCUGCCUUUAUUUCAUCCUUACAAGUAGAUGGUCCGAGUCCACAUUUGCUCCUCUAAGGCUUCUCACAUCUAAUAUAUCUGAUCCAUGUCUUCGAUCUAUUAAAAUAUGAUCGGUUUGAUUGCGGGCUAUUCCAUCUGGUGAGUUCCACGUAGCUUUAUGUAUAUUUAUGUGCGAAAACUUGAUGCUGCUAACUGGCAUCCCUUCUCCUACCGCGAAGUCUAUGAGUCGGAUCACAUUGUCAUUGGAUUCUUCGUGCAUGCUUUCCUUGCCAAUAGUUGGCAUGAACACCUUUUCUUUUCCUAUUUUGCCAUUGAAGCCUCCAAUCACUAUUUUAAUAUCAUGUCGUGGUGCCUCUUCGUAGAUUUCUUCCAGUGUCUCAUAAAAUGAUUCUUUAUCCUGAUCUUCUGUGUCUUCCGUUGGAGAAUGUACAUUUAUUAAUGUUAUAUUGAACAUUUUUCCUCGCACACCCAAAGAACACAAUCUUUCAUUUUCUAUUUUGAACCUUAUGACUGCACUGACUGCUUCUUUUUUUACGGCAAAUCCUGUUCCUAUUGUGUUGGUGUUGCUACCGCUAUAAAAUAUGGUGUAUUCUUUUGUCUUAAGGAUGUCUGUAUUUUUCCAUCGAAUUUCUUGCAAUGCAGCAAUACAUUUUUUUUACCAGCUGAUUUACAAGGUUGGUUAAGGCUUCUGCUCUAAACAGGCUUAGUACAUUCCAAGUCGCAAUCCAAAAAUCAUAUCCAUAUCAAUGCAUAGGUCGAUUUCCAUUGGUAUCAGUCUGGGUUUUGUUCUUUUGCUUGUAUUUCGUAACGUUGAUUUUUUACGUGGCCGGGUUGUUAACCCUGCGCACAACCGUCUGUAGGGUUGCCCCUUACAGCUCCCUGGAUAGCUGCCUAAGUUUUUAGGUAAGGUUCCCUAGCCUUUGUGGAUUCCUUCCUCUUCCUACAAGGCAGUAGUUUCUGAUCUUGGUCCACCCCAGGUAUUUUAUUUCCCUGGUACCCUCUAUAUCUGGUGGUCUUUCCCCUAUCCACCACCUGGGGAGGCGCUCGAUGGGAGAUCAGUAUCUCCGCACGAGGCGCUUCAUAAUGAUAUAGUAUAUAUUAUUUUAACUAAUAACCACAACCACAAAUACAGUAAUUGCCCUCCCCUGUCAUUACAAUUUUUGAUACAUCAUCGCACAAUGCUUUGUAAUCUUAUUAACUAUGCAAUCAUUUAGGGGAAGGAAAGACGGGAAGGUAGAGUGACUCAAACUACGGCUUUUUAUCAAAAGCAUCAAAUUCACAAAUAACAUAAAGUAUCAAUCUACCAAACGUCAAAGUAACUAAAGGUUAAAACCCCACUAAGAAGAAAUCUUUUUAUUUGUAAUGUUCUAUAAGAAUUAUGGCAUCAAAAAUAUCUAAGCUUUCAAACUAUCUGGCUGGCAUUCAAAGUACAGGUGUACUAUACAGCGAUAUAUUUUCUGGGAACUUAUAUGAAAAAAAUGAUGGAAUUAAGCAGAUUUAUUUAGGAAAAACAACGUCUUCUUUAAUGUUAACAUUCCAAAACGGUUUCUCUUCCCAUAAAAUUAAAAACAAAACUAUUCACAGUUUGGUGAGGUGAAAGAUCCCUGUAAUUCAGGACAUGAUGUUGAACAAAAGGCUAAAGUGAUCAAGUAAAAAUCAUCAUCAUUAUCAGUGGCGCUACAGCCCAUAUAGGGCCCUGGCUGGUUCUACCACAUCCUUCAAUUCAGAGCGAAUCAUAGCUUUCCACCUCCAUGCGCGAACCCCCAACUGAUGUAAAAUCCGUCUCCACAUCGUCUAUCCAUCUCAGCCUUGGGUGACCGGUGAUUCUUCUGCCCCUAGGCUUCGGCCUGUCAUUAACUUUUCCGCUCUACAUUCAGGCAACCUUUCAACAUGUCCUGCCGAGCUUCUUCUUCUUCUAUAUCUUAAGGGCCCACGAUCAAUUUAUUGAUCAUUUUGGCUCCUAUGCAUGUAGAUGGGAUUUGCAAUGUUUCUGUUACUGGUGGUGAUGAGGAAAUUAUGCACUAGGGGUUUGAAGGCUUGAGGCAAUAGACACAAAUGCGUCUAGUGUUGUCGCCUCAACUGUUCCUUUUGAAAGAUGGUUCCAGUCCCUGAUUGUCUUGGGCAGGAAUGAGCAGCUCCUAUACUGGCUUCUUGCUGGUAUGAGCCUGAAUUGCCUGUCAUGGCCUCGUCGCUGUCUAUGGGGGAGAGGGACGAGUUUCUGUUUAAUACUGGAACAGUGGACCAGCCCAUUAUUUAUCUUGUACAUCAUGGAGAGCCUGGAUUGUCGUCGUCGUUUCUCCAAUGGUGACCAGCCUAGUGUUUCUAGCAUGCUGCCAACACUAGAGGUAUUCCUGUAGCGGUUUAGGACAAAGCGUGCUGCUCGUCGCUGGACCGCCUCCAACCUGUCAAUGCUCUUCUGGGUAAAUGGGUCCCAGACUGAAGAUGCAUAAUCUAAAAUCGGACGGAUAAAGGCUUUAUAUGCUCUUUCUUUCACACAGGAGUUGCCAAUCUUUAGAUUUCGCCUUAAGAACCCCAGGGCUUGGUUUGCUUGGUUACAUACAUUGUUAAUAUGCUCGUCCCAGCGGACCUCUCUUUGAAUGGUAACACCCAUGUACUUUACGGAGGAAACUUGCUCAAGUAUAUGGCCGUGCAGUUCGUAUUGGUGGUGUAGAGGAGUACAACUUCUAGAGAUUGAUAGUUUCUGGCACUUGGCAGGGUGAAAUUCCAUGUCCCAGCUCAUCUCCCACUCAGCUAACAGAUUGAGAUCCUGUUGUAGCUGGUCCUGAUCAGAUCUGUUGGCGAUCGUCCUAUACACUCCUGUGUCUUCUGCGAACAGUCUUGCCUGUGAUGUCAGUUUCUCCGGUAGGUCAUUAAUGUAUGCUAGGAACAAACAGGGGCCCAGGACUGAUCCCUGGGGGACCCCUGACUUCACAUUAACAAAGGAGGAGCUUGUACCGCCCACCACUACUGCUUGGCGUCGGUUGCUGAGGAAGCUAGAGAUCCAUGUUUUAGUGGUGCCUUGAAUCCCAUAGAUCUGGAGUUUGUGUAGAAGCAAACUAUGAUUCACCCGGUCAAAUACUUUUGCGAAGUCCAUUACUAGCACGUCAGUCUGCUUGUGGUUCUUCAGAUUGGUCAUCAAGUCUUCUACAAAUUCGAGAAGCUGGGUCUCACAUGACCUAUUGACUCGGAAGCCAUGUUGACAGUCAUUGAGUAUAUUUUGGCUUUCAAGAUGCUUCAUGACAGAGCUUACGAUUAUGUGCUCCAACAAUUUGCAGACGACGCUAGUGAGGGAUAUCGGACGAUAGUUGGCAGGGUCGGAAUGCUCCCCUUUCUUGUAAAUUGGAGUGACAUGCGCUGUCCUCCAGUCUGCUGGAACAUUUCCUGUGCAUAGUGACGAUUGGAAGAGGAUUGUCAGUGCAGGAGCGAUUUCUUUGGCUAAUUCUUUGAGCACUCGUGGUUUAAUGUUGUCAGGACCACAUGCUUUGUAAGGGUUAAUGGUAUUGAGGAGGGCAAACACACCUUGUUCUGAUAUCUGGAUAUCUCCCAUGAUAGGAUAGGCUCUGUUCAUCAUUUUGGUCUUCAGAAGGAACUCAGUCUCAGAGUACUCUCUACCGUCACCAAAGACCGACUGGAACUGCUGAUUGAGUAUCUCCGCCUGUGCUUUUGGGUCAGAUGUCAAUUGGCCAUCCCACCUCAAGGGGGAAACUCCAGCGUUUGAGGACUUUUGGUGUUUCACAUAGCUCCAGAAGCGCUUGUUCUUGACAUCUUUGGUCGGGGUGUCUUCCUCUGAGAAGAUGCCGUUCAUGUAGUUCCAAUACGAUCUACGCAAUAAGCGUUGAAUGGUUCGGCGGAGUCUCAGUACCUCCUCUCUCAGUUCCAUCGAGCCAUUUUUCUUCAUGCGUUUGUAUUGGCGGUCUCUCCUGUGGAUGAGCCUACGGAUUUCAGCCGUGACCCAUGGCUGAUUUAUCCUAGGUUUGGUGAUUUGGUGUGGUAUAAAUUUCUUCACUGCAUCAGUGAUUGUAGUCUUGAACUUCACCCACAGCUCGUCUGUUGUCGCUGUACCUUGAAUCACCUUCAUGUUUGAGCUUAGCUCUGUGGUUGCAAUCCUUAGGCCAUCCCAGUCUGCCUUGGCAUAAAUUGGGAUUUCUCGAAUGAUUUGUUUCAUUUUUAGUGUGUUGACCUGAAAUUCACAAUAAGGAAUGCUGUGGUCCGAAAUCCCGGGGAUGACCUCAACUUUUUGGACACGAUGUGGACAAUUGGUGAGGAGUAGGUCAAGAGUGUUUUCCCCCCUCGUGGGUUCUUUAACCAGCUGUUCCAGACCAUGGUUGUUAAUUAUCUCCAUGAAUUCUGAGUGUAGAACAGGGUAUGGGGACUUGGGCUUCAAGGCAGGAAUCUGCCAAUUCCAACCAGGAAAGUUAAAAUCCCCCCCUAUAAGGAGAAAAGCGUUUUUUGACUGUGUUGCUCUGUGAAGCGAUACCUCGAACCUCCUCAGGCUUGGUUCAUCUGCUGUAUUUGGUCGAUAAUAGGCACACACGUAGAGUGUGCGUCUACCCUUUAGUUUCAAUUUUACCCACAGGAUCUCGCAGUCGUCAACAUCGAGUUCUGGAACAGCGUGGCAGUCCAAGUUGUGAUGGACUGCAACAAGCACUCCUCCUCCUCUGUCUUUUCUGUCUCGACGAAAUACUUUGUAUAUAUCUGGUACAACCUCUGCGUUUGCUAUGGAGGGAUUCAGCCAUGUUUCUGUGCCCAAGAUGAUGUCGGGUUUUGGGCUGUUAAUUAGGUUAGCUAUCGCUACUCGCUUACCACUUGCAGACUGGAAGUUUACAUUUAAUAUGCGCAAUGGCCUGUGUCUCCAUUUGUCUUGUUGACUGCAGCGCAUAGGAGUAGAGCAGUGUGGUGGUUGAAAACUUCGAAUGUCUCUUGGUGUGGAGAUUGAGUGGUUCAGAGAGAAAUCUGGGAAGGUAGAGUCUGUCCCUGCACUAUGUGGGUCAAACACAGACUGGUUAAUCUGGCAGCCGCAGACAGUACAGUGCCAUGGCACGUCAGAAUUUUUAGCAUGUUGGUUGUAAUUAGAAGUGUCGAUGCUUUGGCAUUGACGAUGGAACCAUUGCCCACAUUGUUCACUGGCAACGCGUCUGUCCUCCACAUGUACAACAUGGUCACAGGCUUAGUCUGCCUGCUUUUAUCAUUCUGACUAUGAAUGGGUCUUUGAACAAGUUUUUGGUUUGUACGGAUUCUCCAGACAUCAUUUUCUCUUAGUGGACCGUAUAUUUUUUGGAGGAUUCUCCUCUCCCUUAUGUUGAGGGGUCUAUGCUUUUCUGUUAAGGAUCCAGGUCUCGCUAGCGUACGUUACUACUGGUCUUAUGGUAGUGGUGUAUAUUGACUUUCUUGUCCCCUUGAGGAACCAAUUAAGUUUGUUUUUCCCAGUAGCUUUUGUAGGCUGAAAUAGGUGAGGUUGCCUGCAAUUAUCCUUUCUUUAACCUCCAACAUUAUCUCAUUGUGCUCGUGUAUAGUUGCCCCUAAAUAUUUGAAUGUAGCCACUCUCUCAAAUUUGUGGUUGUUUAUUUUGAAUGUAUCAUCCGUAUGGGAAUUUCUUGACAAUAUCAUAUAUUUUGUCUUCAGUUCAUUUAUAUCACGACCAGCUUUGACUGAGGCAUUCUUAAGUUCCUUGAAUGAUUAAAUUAUGUCAUUCUACCUUGUAGCGCUAUAUCGUCUGCAUAUGCAUGGUACUGCAAUGGUUGGCUAUAUAAGGUCCCUGAUGGUCGUUGUACUGUACUAUCUCCCUGGAAGUAAUUUGUUAUGGUUCCACUGGUGCUCACGUGUAUGCUCCUAAUAACAUUUUCUAGCGUAAUGUUAAACAGAAUACAUGAUUAGUGGGUCUCCUUGUCUGAUGGCCCGAUUAAAUGGGAACUCCCUUGAGUAUUCUCCCUGCACCUUGAUUCCACUUUUGGAGUUGGCCAUUGUCAUAUGUAUGAGCCGAGUAAGCUUGUUACUUCUUGUUUACGCUAUCGUAUGCUGUUUUGUACUCCACAUAUCGUUGUUGUAUGUCGAUGUUAUAUUCGUAACAUUUCUCCAGGAGACAUCUUAUAGAAAAAAUAUGAUCCGUGGUUGACCUAUUCCAUUGGAACCCACAUUGAUAGUCCUCUAGGAUCUGUUCAAUAUACUUUUUCAGUUUUCUCGCUAUAAGUUUUGUAAGGAUUGUGUACAAUACAUUAAGAAGAGAGGUUCCUCUAUAGUUUUAGCAGAUCAACUUAGAUCCUUUUUUGUGAAUGGGGAUUAUGAGUGUCGUGACCCAUUCAAUUGGCAUUUCUUCGUCCUGCCAGAUUCUAGAUGUAAGUUUGUGUAUUUGCCUAUGCAGUUCGUUACCACGUAGCUUUAUCAGUUCUGCAGAAAUGAGGUCUAUUGAUGGGGCUUUUUUUCAUGCUGGAGAUUACAUUUUAUUUCAUUUAAUGUUGGUUGGUUGUCCGGUGGGUCCGGUCCUCCUUGUAGCGGAGUGUUAUCCUCAUUUUUUCCUCCACCUGAGCCAUUCAGUAAGCCUUCAAAGUGUUGUGCCAAUCUCUCUAAUAAUCUACUGCUCUCUGUGAUCAAUUCUCCAUCCAUACUUUCACAUAUGUUGGAUCUUGCUUGAAAAUCCGUUAUUUCCCUGCUUCAUCUUCAUGUACAUUCCACUCACACCUCUUUCUUUUUUUGGAUACUCUUCUAUAUCUACUAUUUUAAAUUUUUCCCAAACACGUUUUUUUUUUUCUGCAAAUUUUGCAGCCCACCAUUCUUGCUAUAUUUAUAAUUGCCGUGUUAUUCUUGUCUCCUUUUGCAGCAUCAUUAGCCGAGCUUUGUUUCUUUUAUCUAUAAGUUCUUUGCAUUCUGUAUCAUACCAUCCUGUUAUUUUCACUAUCGGUAUAAAUCAAAUCAUUUCCUAUUUUACAAUUUUAACUAUUUGCUUCAUCGUUUCCAAUUGCAUGUUUAUAUCAACGUUACUGGCUGAUUUUCUUCUGGAUAAUUCUAUUGUAUUUUUCCAUCUUCUGUUGAUAUUUCUCAGAAUUUUUUGGGCCCUUACUCAAUUUCUGACUAUUGUACUGUUUUUCUCUUUAUUAUGUUUAUUGUGGAUGUUACAAAUUAUUUGUUUAUAUUUGAUUCUAAAAAGUAUGUGGUCUGAGUCUAUGUCAGCCCCUUUACAACUUUGCACAUCUAAAAUGUCCUAGCCUUAUUUCCGGUCGAUGAGUACGUGGUCAAUUUGAUUACGGGUAAAUCCAUCUGGAGAUAUCCAUGUCGCUUAUUUAUUUGUUUAUGUUGGAAUACUGUGCUACUGAUUGUUAUUCUUUUUCCAAUAUCAAAGUCUAUAAGACGUUUUCCGUUGUCAUUGAUCUUAUUAUGCAGACUUUCCUUUCUGAUUAUUGGUCUGUAGACUAGUUCUUUCCCAAUUUUCGCAUUGAAAUCGCCAAGGACUAUUUUGAUAUCAUGGCGUGGAGCCUCAUCAAAUAGUCUUUCCAGUGUUUCGUAGAAAGUUUCCUUCAUGCUUUCAUCUGUAUCUUCUGUUGGAGCAUGUGUGCAGAUUAACGUGAUGUUAAACAUUUUUCCUCUAAUCCUUAUGGAGCAUAAUCUUUCACUCACUGGUUUAAACCAAAUGACUGCAUUUACUGUCUCUCUUUUGAUCGCAAGCCUUGUUCUAAAGGUGUUUGUGUUGUUUCCGCUGAAUAAUAUUUUAUAUUCCUUAGUAUUUAGCAUAUCUGAGUCUUUCGAUCAAAUCUCCUGCAAUGCUGCAAAUCAAGAUUCUAUAACUUAAAAAUUCGUCACUGUCGCGGGCCAAGGCAUCUGCUCUGUAUAAACUAGGUACAUUCCAAGUUGCUAUCCGGAUAUCAUAAUUUUUCAACAAAUACAACUUUUGUUUUAAAGUCAAUAAAAUCUGUCCUAAUUAGAGUUUUCCGAUUGCAUGUUAGAUACAGUAUUUAUGCAAGGAAUUGUAAUACAUUUUCAUUUACAAUUUAGAUGAAGCCUUAGAAGUGAGAGAUAGAGAAAGAGAUAAAGAUUGAGAGAAAGAAAGAAAGAAAGAGAGAGAGACAGAGUGAGAGAGUAAUAUAGAAAGAGUGUGAGUGAGAGGCUAUUGUGGUAUAAGAUAAGGUGCAGUGAUGGGAGUGUUAAUGUAAAAGAUGAUGGUUUGUAAAGGUGGAAAUAUUAGUGUCAUUAAAAUAAAAACCAGUUUUCGUUUACCAUCCUUAGUUUUAGCAGUUAAAAAAUAAUUGCAAUUUAUCGCUUAUAACUUCAGUCACUUUUAAUAAACCUGAAAUUAAUCUUAUUGACAAAGUAUUAACGUAUUUUUUCUUUUCAAUUUGCUACAGCGGAAGGAAAAAGUUGCCAGUCAAAUACAGAUUGCGCAACACCUGAGUACACAGGCACAUGCCCCGCCGAAAAGAUCUGUGUAUGCAGUGCAGGUUACCAUUUAAACACAGCUAAAACAGCUUGUGAAAAAUGUAAGAUCUGAUUAUUACAAAAUUUAGUCAGAAUAUUUUUCUAUGUUAUACUUCCUGUAAUAUUUAUAAAUAUCUUUUCUUAUACCAAAUGAUAUACCAUUUAUGCUUUUCAGAAAGCAUGUUUAAUAAAAUAUACAUUUCAAAGACAUUUACUUUAAAUAUUUAUUGAUUUCAUAAACAUUACAGCCUUAUAUUAAUAAAAUUAGUCAACACAAUAAAAGAAAGAAAAAAAAUGGUAGCAGGAAAAGCAACGCUUGUCCACUACUCUUACUAAUUGAUGUAUCAAUCAUGCAUCAACACAAAAGUAAAACUUUACGACGUUCACUACAAGGAAACGAAUCAUCAAUUAUAGUGAAUGUAUAAACAUACUUUCUUAAUUUACAUCAUGCAAUAAAAUAGAAAAUCAAUGUAAAAUACGCUAAAUGACAUUAAAAAUCAUGAACGUACUUCUAAAUUUUAAUAUUCAUAUAAUGCAAAGUUGUAGACAUAAAAUCUUUUUUUUUUAAACUUUCAACUAUAUGAGGUAAAGAGCCUCCCUGUUGUCUUUUACUCUUAUGCCUGUUCUGACUUCUCUCCGACUAUGUUUCUGACUGUUUUGGCAGAGUAUCUGACUAUUCAAAGGAUGAUAAAUAAUUUCCAAUUUGACAUAUAGUGGUUGAGGUUUUCUAUGUUUAAAGCUAAAUCAAAAUAUUUUACUAAUACAUUCACGUAAUGCAAUUAUAUUUAUUUUUAACUCUUGCCUAAUAAUGACUUUUGAACUUCCACCCACCACUGCUAUUUCUUUCAUAAAUGUGGUGUGUAGUCUUGCAUCAAAUUGUAAAUUGUGUGCUCUUAGGGAACUCUUUAGACUUCUGCAUACAAAUAUAUGGCGCUUCAUAAUGAUAUAGCAUAUAUUAUUUUAACUAAUGACCACAACUGCAAAUAAAAUAUUCUCCCUGCCUUGUAAUCGCAAUUUUCGAUACAUCAUCGCACAAUGCAUUGUAAUCUAAUUAACUAUGCAAUCAUUUAGGGGAAGGAAAGUCGGGAAGGUAGUGUGACUCAAACUAUAUUUGUUAUUUAUUGACUACGGCCUUUUUAUCAAAAGCAUCAUAUUCACAAAUAACAUAAAGUAUCAAUCUACCAAACGUCAAAGUAACUAAAAGGUGAAGACCCCACUAAGAAGAAAUCUUUUUAUUUGUAAUGUUCUAUAAGAAUUAUGGCAUAAAAAAAAUAAUAGCCUUCACACUAUCUGGAUGGCACUCAAAGUACUGGGUACAAUACAGCGAUAUAUUUUCAGAGAACUUAUACAUGAAAGUAAAACUACUAUUUUUUUAAAAAAAGGGUGAGGAAAUCAAGCAAUUUUUUGAAAGAACAACGACUUCUUCAAUGUUAACUUUUCAACACGGUUUCUCUUCCCAUAAAAAGUGUUCAAAAAAAUUCAGUUGGGUGAGGUGAAAUCCCUGUAUUUUAGGACAUUAUUCUGAGCAAAAAAUUUAGAGAUCAUGUGAUAAACCUUGAGAAAUUUGUAUGAAUCCUCGCCCUCAGGUUCUUUCAGUAUUUGAGUUCUAGUGAAAUAUUAUUGCUGUAUUAAUAACUGAAACGAAAUAAGACGAGCCUAUUAAAGACCAAUACAGCAAGUAAAGUCUUUGGACAAAGUAAGAUGAGAUUAUCCUAAUCUUUUAUUCGAAUAUUCUGUAGUGACUAUAUUAUUACUUCUAUAAUCACAAUACAAAUUUAGUUUGAAAGUCAAUAAAUCAGUCCUAAUUGUCGUUUUUCGACAGCAUGUUAAAUACAAUAUUUAUGCAUGGAAUUCAAAUACAUUUUUAUUUACACCUGAGAACGAGCCUUAGGAACUUCAAACUUAGAGUAGAGAGAGAGAGAGAGAGAGAGAGAGAGAGAGAAAGAGAGAGAGAGAGAGAGACAGACAGAGAGAACGAGAUAGAAAUAGAGAAAUAAACGAUAAUGCGAGGCAAUAGUGGUAUAGGAUAGGGUCCAAAAAUGGAGUGCUAAUGUAAACUAUUGGGGUUUUCAGGGUGAAAAUCUAUAUUGUUCGUCCGUCGAGGAUCGUCAGGUGACUGUUGACUUGCGCGGAUGACUUUAUUUAAAGUGAAGAAGAAUUGCGUGGCGUCUACCUCACUCUCUCGUCCGAGUUCACCGUAUCCAGAGGCAAGACUCUACGUCAAGACGACUAGGGAUGGGUUCGGUUGCAGGAAUUGUCAUCGGCUGGGUGGCCAAAUGGUCUAAACUGAGCAAACCUCAAGUUGGUGGUCUGGUGUUCAAGUCCAGCCAAAGGCAAGUCAAGCAAAAACAUCACCCCGGGUGGAUGAGACUCGUUAAUGUUGGUCGGCAACUCUUCUAAGAAAAGGAAACUCUGAAUUCAACCUGGAGUUGGAGUCCCGUAAAGCGCAAAUUCCUGAGGGUGAAAAUAUAAGGGUCAUGAAAAUGAAAACUGGUGGUGGUUAACCAGCAUUUGUUUUACCUUAAAAAAUAAUCAUUGCAAUUCAUGGCGAAUAACUGAAAUGUAUCUCAUUGAGAAAGUAGUAACAGAUUUAUUUUCUCUCAAUUAACUACAGUGGAAGGAAAAACGUGUGCGUCAAAUACAGAGUGUCCAGCUCCUGAGUACACAGGCACAUGCCCCGCCGAAAAGAUCUGUAUAUGCAGUGCAGGUUACCAGUUAAACACAGCUAAAACAGCGUGUGAAAUAG
Lymnaea stagnalis (great pond snail) is the source of this 17834-nucleotide messenger RNA. Lineage: Eukaryota; Metazoa; Mollusca; Gastropoda; Lymnaeidae. The record is from the annotation of a GenBank genome assembly.